AUGGCCAGAGUGCUCAGCGACAAGCGGAAGAGGAAGUGUGAUGAGGGCGAUAGAAAGAAAGCAGCAACAGCGGCAUCAGCAUCAGGGCUGAGGAGGCGGGUCCGGGCCAGGAGAGAAGAUGAGAUCAGCUCCCCCUUUACAGAAACAUCGUCCGCGCGAGAACGGGCGCGACCUUUCCUCCUCGCCGUUGCCAGGAUGCCCAUCGACGUGCUGGACACAGCCUGGAGCGUCGGCAGGAACCGCCCUAUUAACGCAGCCCACGUCCAGGAGCUGUUACACGCAUUCAGGAGCGGCGGGCUGGAACGGCGGGCGCCGGAGAACCGGAUCACCGUCCUCUGCAGCGCCGAGGCAGUCAGCCUUAUGCAGCAGGACGGUGGCGGCAUAGAGGGGCGAGAGGAGGACGACGGAGAGGACGACAACGAUGAUAACGACAGUCCUUGCGAGCUCUCCUUUUUACGCUGGGCCGAAGUGAGCGGGGGCCAGGCCGAGGUCAUGGCCGGCCAGCACCGUAUCCAGGCGCUCCGCGAGUACGUCAAGGAGACGGGCGCACCAGGCUCCGACCUAUGGUGGGCGUGCGAGCUGUAUGACAAAGACCGCCUGCCGCGCGACCUGAACGUCAAGCUCCGCGUCAACAGGCGCGAUCCAAGCCUGCCCGACAAUCACGGGCAGAUCUGGACGCAGCUUGCGUCCAUCGCCUGCAUAGGAGGGCAGGCAGACGGACAGCUAGGCGGGGAGGACGCCGCCGUAGACCAGCACGUCGUCGAGGCACUCCGCCUCGGCGGCGAGAAGCAUUUCCCAACGCGGAGGCUCGUUACGUUGUGGAACCACCAGAGAUGGCGGCCUGUCACGACGCAGUGGUGCUGCACAAGGCUGGGGUUAGACACCUUCAAUAUUUCAUACUUUGAGUGGAUUGCUAGCCUCCGCAUCGACGAGUACUGGAUUGAUGCCCUUAACGAGGUUCUCAGCGUUUUAGCCGACCUACCCGCGGACGAGCAGGUCUACAUCACGCCCGCCGACUGGGACAGGCUCUCAACUUGCCAAGCCGCCCCCGAUAUUACGAGCGUAUUCUACACGUCCGGACAGCAGCAGGCGGGGCUUGAAGCACGUACACGGGUCGACGGGUUCCUUGCGAACAUGGACGAUCACACCUACCACCUCGUCCAUGAUGUUAUCACAAACUCGCUGGUGCUUACGUUCCCCGACCUAAGGCGUAUCCUCCACUGCAAGAAGACGGAGAUCCAGAUAGCCGUCCGCGUGCUCUGCCACGUGAUCUGCUGGAUCAGUCCAGAGCAAGCUGCAGCUGUCGACAACGUCAGGCCUAAGGAUAGGAAUAAGCCCCUCCUCCGGGAGCACCUGUCGAUAGCGCUAGACGACCUCGCCUCCCAUAGGGGCUGGGCUCCCGGGGCCUUCCCCGCGAUCGCAGCAGUACAGCUCCAGCGACGUAUUCUGGACUUCGUACGGGACAACCUAGCCGAGUUCCGGGCGCCGGAGCUGCUCCCACUCCUGGAUGAUGACGCGAUAGGCGAUGAGGAGCAGGACAGCGAAGACGGCUUAUACGGGCAGCGCUUCAAGCACGUGGCGUGGGCGCGUCUGCUGAAGAUGGUGCGUCAGUCAACCGACAGGGAGGGCCACACGCUACGCCCGUUGUGGACGACGGAGUGCGCAACAAGGAGGAGCGAGCGCCAGGCCAAGGCCUCUACCCUCGUGCAGGGGUUCUGCGCCAAUCUGUUCAAGCUCGCCGGCCAGCAGGACGUCGCAGCUAGACAAGCUACCCAGCAGAAGGUGGAGGAGCUCGUAAACGCCUACCUCACGCCCUCCAACGGAUCUGCAGCAGCGCUGGACUGCCCUGGCGACGAGGACCAGCCGACACAGGACGCGCCCGCCAUCACCACUAAGCAGUCUGCGCGCCAGCGCCAACAGAGCAGCAGCAACAACAAUAGCAAUGAUGAUGAUGACGACGACGAUGCUCGAGGUGUUUCACAGCCCAGGCGCCGUAACAGUAUUCCCUCCUCCCCCUCCUCCCCCUCCUCCCCUUCCCCGCCGCCGCCGUCACAUCAACAGUGGCGCCCUCUGCCUUCGCCCAAGGCGCCAGCGACCACCGCCAGCCAGAAACCAGUUCCACGCUGGAAGCUGGGGCCUAGAGCUAGGAAACCAGCCAGAGCAGCAGUAUAG
Colletotrichum aenigma is the source of this 2172-nucleotide messenger RNA. RefSeq lists its product as uncharacterized. Lineage: Eukaryota; Fungi; Ascomycota; Sordariomycetes; Glomerellales; Glomerellaceae. The transcript is spliced from 2 exons. The coding region runs from base 1 to 2172 and encodes 723 amino acids. The record is from RefSeq and is a predicted model, not a curated record.